CGUUUUAAUAAAUAAAGAGUUGGACGUUAUCGUGAAAAUGUUAUUUGGGUGAAGUCCUCGGGAACUCGCACGGGAAGCCCAAUGAGUGGCACACAGUCAACACUCACUGACAGGACCCCAAGCAUUCUCAACAAGGAGCCCACAGACAAGAAACCUAAGAAUGACAAAUCAUCUGUCCCCCUCAAACACGAAUUUGAUCCUACAGGUCUUGUCCAGCGUUGCGUGAUAAUCCAGAGAGAUGAAAAUGGCUUCGGGCUGACUGUAAGCGGAGACAACCCUGUGUUUGUGCAGCUGGUCAAAGAAGAUGGAGCUGCAAUGCGAGCUGGUGUUCAGACAGGAGAUAGGAUCAUUAAGGUUAACGGGACCUUAGUUACACAUUCAAACCACAUAGAGGUUGUAAAGCUGAUAAAAUCGGGUUCCUAUGUAGCUCUGACAGUGCUGGGGAGGCCUCCGGGGCUUCCUCAGAUCCCCCUGGAGGAGGACGAGGAUGAGAAAGAGGAAGGGGCAGAGGUCAGCCCACCCUCCUCUCUCUCAGUGCCGCACUCACCUCCGCUGCCAGGUGGGGAGAAGUGCAGCCCCCAGGAGCACAUCACCUCCCCUCCGCCUGAUGGGAUGGAGAACAAAACCAGGCACAGCCAAACGAUUGAUAGCUUGCAAAAGAUGAUAACCACACAGCAGCUGGACUUACAGGCAAAGGAGGAGGAGUGCAGCAGAAACCCCCGACCCAAGCUACUGAAGGAGAUCCAGGAGGCAAAGAAGCACAUUUCGCUGCUGCAGGAGCAGCUCAGCAAAGCCACAGCUGUGUUACAGGACGGAGCGGCUGUGUCCGGGACCGUCGAGGCUGAGGAGGGGGACGGCGGGCCUCCCGUCAGGGAGCCGACCUCAUCCUCGCGGGGCGACGGUGGCAGCGACAGACCCUCGACUAACAAUAACUCUAUGCACGGCAGCCCCCUCCCAGAGAGUCCCGGCAAAAGAGAGACGCCCCGUCAGAGCCCGGACAUCAGCCGGCGAGACGGACUCAACUUCUGCCCGCCGCCCGACACCGAGGACAACACUGACACUGACUCCAGUGCCCAGUGUGUUGUGGGUAACCCUCCCUACGUCCUCAACCCCCAGAUUAUCGGAGCGGAGGACGACUACUUUGACUCUCAGCAAGAGCAGAUUAACGGACAGUUCAGCUGUUUCCAGAGCAUAGACUUGCUGAAGUGUCGGCCGGCUCACCUCGCAGUUUUCCUCCAUCAUGUCGUCUCGCAGUUUGACCCUGUGCCUCUGCUGUGUUAUCUCUACGCUGACAUGCACAAGCAGACCAGCUCCAAAGAAAGCCGACGCUUCUUCAUGGAAUUCCACUCACUCUUCAUGGAUCGAACAGCAAAUCUUAAAGUACCAGUGCCGGAGACAGUUUCAUCUGAAUUGGAGAAGCGGAGGCUGGAGUUAAUCCCGGAGGAGCUCUGCAAACAGUACACCCAGAUGUUACAGGACACACUCCUACCAGACCUGCUCAAGAACCUGGAGGACUUCAGACAGAAGCGCAGCAUGGGUCUGACUCUGGCCGAAGACGAGCUGUCUAAGCUGGACGUAGAGCGCGGAAAGGACCAACAGGCCCUGGAGAAGGAAUGCUCCUGCGCUGAACACAUCAUCUCCCGGAUCGAGGAUGUCCUGUUGACGUCACAGCCCUCAGAAGAGGAGAAGGGCCAGACGAUGCAGUACGUGGUUCUCACCUAUAUGAAGCACCUCGGGGUGAAAGUGAAGGAGCCGCGCGGCCUUGAACAUAAACGAGCGCGGAUCAAUUUCCUGCCCAAGAUUAAGAAGAGUAUCAAGCCUGAGAAGGAGGGAGAGGAGAAGGUGAAAAAGCCUCGGUUUCCCAACAUCCUCGGCCCGCCCAGGCGCCUGAGCAGAGUGGAUUCAACUUCAGUCGGAAAGGCCGUGGAUCUCAACAAGCAGCGCUCACCGAAGCAGCUCUCCCAGCCGCCCCUCGGCAUCUCCGAGCAGCCCGACUCCUCCGCCGCGGCUCCCGGACGGAUCCGUGGAUUACAGCCCAGUGAGGGAUCAGACACCGGUCCCCAUGUUUUGCCUUCCACUGCCUCCCCUACACACAGCUCCCCCGUUGGUCAGGCCUCGGAGACCAGCGGACAAGACUCGGACUCCAAUAUGUCUCCAUUUUCCAUCCAGCCCAGACUGGGCGAGAGUCCGCAGUCAGGGGACCAGCAGGAAAGCGUCUUCAGUCCUACCGGCACUCAGUUUGACUUCAGCCCUUCCAACCUGGAGCAGUUACAGGAGGAAGAUCAGGAGGCUUUCAGUAGGAUGGAGGUGCAGUGUUCGGUGAGCUCGGCCGACGUCCAGAGCGAAGACGACCAGGGAGGUGAGGUGGAGUGUGAAGAAGACCCUCUGAACUGGCAGAGCCUGGUCAGUCGAGGCGUCCUGGCGAGCCUGACGCCGCAGGAGAUCAAACGGCAGGAGGUCAUCAACGAGCUGUUCUACACUGAGCGUGCCCACCUGCGGAUGCUGAAGGUGCUGGACUGUGUUUUCUACCAGAGGCUGAACAGAGACGGUAUCCUCCCCCCAGAGGACAUCAGACACAUCUUCAUUAACCUGGAGGAAAUCAUUCAGCUGCAUGUUUCUGUCACAGAGCAAAUGACGGCAAGCAGGAAGAGGAGCGAGACAUCGGUGAUGGGUCAGAUUGGAGAGGAUCUCCUGGCAUGGUUCAGCGGGGAGGAAGAGGAGAAGAUAAAAAGAGCGGUGGGAACUUUCUGUAGUAACCAGCCGUCUGCACUGGAGCUCAUCAAGACCAAGCAGAAGAAAGACCAGAGGUUCAACUUAUUCAUGCAGGAAGCUGAGAGCAACCGUCUGUGUCGCAGGCUGCAGCUCAAAGACAUCAUUCCCGUAGAAAUGCAGAGAUUGACCAAAUACCCGCUCCUGCUGGACAAUAUUGCUAAGUACACAGAGGAUGGUGAGGAGAGGGAAAAGGUGAAGAAGGCCGGCGAAUGUUGCAAAAAGAUCCUCAACUACGUCAACCAGGCUGUCAAAGAGGCAGAGAAUAAACAGAGGCUAGAGGAGUAUCAAAGAAGGUUGGAUCUCUUGUCACUCAAACAGAGCGAAAACCCCGUGAUCCUGGAGCUGAAGAAUCUGGACCUGACCAAGAGGAAGAUGGUACAUGAGGGACCUCUCUCCUGGAAAGUCAAUAAAGACAAAACGAUUGAGCUGUACACAAUCCUCCUGGAGGACAUUCUGGUUUUACUGCAGAAACAGGACGAGCGUCUGGUCCUCAAGUUCCACGGCAAGAAUCUGGCCAGCGCCACUGACACCAAGCACAUCUUCAGCCCCGUCAUCAAACUCAACACUGUGCUGGUCCGUCCAGUGGCAACUGACAACAAGUCUUUCUUCGUGCUGUCCAUGUCGGAAAACGGGGCUCAGAUCUACGAGCUGAUGGCUCAGACGGUGUCGGACCAGAGAACGUGGCAGUGUCUGAUCACACAACGCGCUGAGGCCAUGAAGGCCAAACCUCACAACAGCGACACACCUCCAGCUCAGUCUGAUGCCGAGCGGGAUGCUAUUGAGAUCAUCAACCGUGGGAUGCCCCGGCCGAGCAAAGAUCCUAACGGGACAUCCAGUGGAGAUAAAGAUGCCACCUCCUCUCCGGAAAUUCAAACUCCACCGGCGAACAUCAACCCCUUCGACGGCAUGAAAUCCGAGGACGAGGAAGAGGAGCUGGCCGUGGCGGACAGACGGGAGGAAGAGGAGGAGGAUGAAGAAGUGGAUGAGGCAGAGCUAGAGGCCUUCCUGGACGGGCAGCUGGCGGACAGACUGCCCUUCCUGCAGCAGGAAGGGUCGCGUCAGGGCAUUGCCAUUGAGAACCAAGAGCCCAGCGCCUUUGGCAUACCCUCCUCCAAAGCUGAAGACGCUCUACGGACAUUGGCGAUGCUGAAACAGGCUCUUUUUAACCACAUGAUGAGCAGAGAGGCAGAGGAGGAGAAAGAGGAGACAGAGCACAACAAGCAGAGGGGGGCCCCUGGGUGUCAGCUGAGCGCCUCCUUGCCCGGGAGCCCCGAGGGGCCUUCCGCCGCAUGUGAUGAGAGCCGAGCAUCCACGAGUGCACAGAAGGACGAGCCACAGCCUCCCCCUGGCCACACGGGGCUGCCCGAGACAGCUGAGCGCAAUGGCGGUUUUGUGGUUCUGGACUUCAGCGCGGGCUCCGAGGAGGGCAGCACUGAUGACGACGGGGGAUUGGGAGGUGAUGUGGGGAUCGACAUGAGGAAGCUGCUGUCCUCCUCCUCGCAGUCAGGGGGCGGCGGCCCCAACCUCAGCCGGCAGCUUAUGACCCACCUACGCCUCCUACAGGCCGACCUGCAGUAUCUGAAGGAGGUGGAAAUGAAGUUCAACGAGCUGCGACAAACACACAGCGACACGGCUACUGACUCAGACGACAACAACGAUGGGAUUCAGUGACGACAGACUUCCCGCUCUCUCGGUCGUGUGAGCCACGUUCACCCCACGAUCGCUUUCUUCUGGACCAGUCCUCAACCACUGAACGGCGGCGUUGCUCAACAAUGGAGGCCUAGUGUCUCGUCUCCCACUUCAGGCACAUAUGACAACCCGUGGCAGACUUUAUUCAUCACGAUCAUUAAAUCCAUCAUUAACUCCAAAUCCUUGGACCGGCAGGGGCCGAUUUGGUCCUGUGAGGAGACACUAUGGAAUGACCUGAGGAUGAUUCCGUCACUUUUUGCUAUGGUAAUAAUAAUCGACUGCAUAAAUUAUCUAAACACUGGAUAUGUGAAAUGGAAAAGGGCGAGUCAAGAGUGUGAAGUCACGCGGGUGCAGAGCAGAGGAAGCGUUCAGAACCGAAAAGGGACGUGAAAGACUGCGACGGUGACCAGAAUGACUCUCUGAGGAUUAAAGUAGAUGGACUUGUUCAGGACUCAGAGGCACUGCUGUAAGCUCGACGUAAAUGUCUGCAAUAAGAGAUGAGCAAAACCUCACGCCACACCCUUGGAUAUGCUUAAAGAUACACCUCCUUAUUUUGUAAGUGCUGAAUCUCCCCUCAACACGCUGAUUGUGUUUUUUAAAUCCAGCAACAUUGAGGAGGAACAGCAAGCCUGACUGCGGCUAAAAAAAUCACCCACUUGCACCUCUGAAUCUCACUACUCAACACGUUACAUAUAUAUCUUUUGUUUAAUUCAUUCAUAAACAGAAAAGUAAAAAAGACAGGUUGUGGUUUUCGGGGGAUUUCCUUGCUAAAAUGAUUUUUACAGCUAACACCAGCUGGGUGCAGUCCCUACAUUUCUGUUUCGGUUCGUAUUAAACGAGGUACAACGUGUUAAUUACUGAGCCUCGGAGGUGCCGGUGAGUGUCCGUUCAACUUUGGACAGAGCCUGGCCAGCUAACGCACCGGCAUGAGAUUAUGCUGCACUCACGCAAUAUUGGCAGAACGGGGAGAAGAGGAAAACCUCGUGUUGUUCCGGCCUCCGGAGCGUUCUAGCCCUGUAGUCACAACAGAUAAAUAUCCUAAGUUAGCUUCUUUUCUUGUGUCACAUUUGUAGCCGUUUGUUAACGGGUGAGCUGUUACUGAGAUGGACCUGCAGGCGAUGGAUGCUCUGCCGCCAUGUUGCCGUCAGUUUGUUGGCAUGUCUGUUGUUCUUUUCACCCAGUGGGAGACAUU
Xiphias gladius (swordfish) is the source of this 5653-nucleotide messenger RNA. Its product is annotated as rho guanine nucleotide exchange factor 12-like. The coding region runs from base 82 to 4443 and encodes 1453 amino acids. The transcript is spliced from 38 exons. Gene Ontology annotation, biological process: Rho protein signal transduction; G protein-coupled receptor signaling pathway. Gene Ontology annotation, molecular function: G protein-coupled receptor binding; guanyl-nucleotide exchange factor activity. NCBI's taxonomy places the organism in Eukaryota, Metazoa, Chordata, Actinopteri, Istiophoriformes, Xiphiidae. Gene Ontology annotation, cellular component: cytoplasm. The record is from RefSeq and is a predicted model, not a curated record.